Molecule: messenger RNA, 2437 nt
Organism: Triticum aestivum (bread wheat)
Lineage: Eukaryota; Viridiplantae; Streptophyta; Magnoliopsida; Poales; Poaceae
Product: major pollen allergen Ole e 10
Exons: 6
Coding region: 1687-2208 (173 amino acids)
Source: RefSeq, a predicted model, not a curated record
GUGGAGGCCAACUUCGCAAGCAUGAUCUGGAAGUCAUGAGUGCCUGCUGAGUGUCGAUUCUUCGCGUGGCUAGCAGCAUGGGAUUGCUGCUGGACUGCGGACCGUUUGCAAUGGAGAAGCCUCGACCACCCAGUCCGAUGCCCACUUUGCGAUGAAGAUCAGGGGACUUUGCCUCACCUUCUGAUCGGGUGCGUCUGAGUCCAGGGAAGUGUGGUCGGAAGUUUUUAGUCAUGACAAUGCCAGGAGUGGAUUCCAUAGCAGGAUGGCAUCUUGUUGGACUGGUGGGCUCAGAGGACUGCCCCUCCAGGGCAAAUACAUGAUCUUCACACUGCGUGCAUUUUAACGAUCUGGAGCAUAUGAAAGUAGGGUGGAUAAAUAGAAGGUAAAAGUUUUCUGCGGCAUUGUAACUGUGUAUUCUAUCUAGAAGAAAAAUAUACAAACAAGAAAAGUACAAUGACAUGAGCCCUUUUUUUAAUAGACAAUGACAUGAGACAUGUUUUGCGGGUGGUUCUGUAACUAGUAUAUUGGUAUGUGUAUAAGAUACCUGAAUGGCACCUCUCCCAUUAAUCCAUUCUUUCUGAGGAUGUGCGAGUUACAUACCUUUUUGAACACAUUUGAGUACUUUUAAUUAUCACAUGUACCAAAAUUAACCAUUUCAGUGGGGACAAAACUGAGAUAUGACUGUUAGCCAGAUUCUGCUCCGAAAUCGAAAUUCCAACAAACACAGUUGUAGUUACUUGCAGGCUUCCCUUGUGUGACAAGUAUUCGCUGUAGAUUUGCAUGUGAAAAGUAGGUCUGCAGGACAUGAUCAGGUUUUUCAGUAAAUCAAUGCAGGACCAUAUAUAUUGUCUAAAGAUACAACUUUCUUCAUGACAAACAUCAAAGGUAGGUUAGCCUAAUAUUAUAGUUAUAUGUCCUCUUUAACCUUGUUAGUUGGUGUUGCUUUGUUCCAUAUGUCUCAACUCAUUGGGAUCACCACUGAUGAUUUCUGCUAGUAUGGUUUCCUUUCUCAAAGAAGUUUCUGGCACCACUUUUGUGCCAGUGGUUUCAUGUUAAGCUUAUCAAGUUUCCCGGAUGUGGCGGUGGCCGAGCCAAAUUGAGUUCUUGCCAGCUACUCACUAGAAGGGAAUCAAAGAUCGGCCCAUUCAGAGACCGAGCUGAGGAGCCUUCUCUCAGGGUUUUUUUUCACUCCUAGCUGCUCCAUUUCUAUUUAGUAUGCCUGGUUGUUUUUUCACUGCAGCUUGCUUGUUUUUUCAAGCCUUGUUACUUGUCAUAUAUAUGCUUCAGCAUGUCAUUUGUUCUAUUGGCACUUGGCAGGUGGUGUAGGUCAGUCAAGGCAAUCUGGUUCACCAAACCUCAUAUUCAUUAGGCUUGAGUCUAGCUUUGUAAAGUGAAUGGAGGUUCUUCCCUUAAUCCACAAGAAAAGCUUUUGCUCGUGAAGCUCCGACACAUUCUACCAUGAAACAGCAAAAAGAUAAAAUAAAGGCAUCUGAUCUGCAUUGGUUUACACAACACAGACAAGCCUCUCUGCCAUGGCCAUAAGUACGCACCAUGCACGUAGCUUCUUUCCUGUUGAUACAGGCGCUCUUCGCUCGGACUCCCAUUAUAUUCCCUAAGACUCACAUAGGGGAAAGAGACGGGUCAGGCAGAGGGAGGGGUGUCUUUUGAGUUAGUUUUGUUUCACACAUGAAGAGAAAGGAGCUGAUCAUGAACGUUAUUUUGAUCCUUGCGUGCUUCAUUGUGUGCGCGGCAGGCGCGCUGCAGGAGAAGGCGGAGUCGACCACCCCGAUCCCUACCCUGUCUCCUCCGGAGGGAAACACGAGCUUCAUCGACGGUGUCACCUGGUGCGUCGCGCGGCCGGGAGUCCCCCAGGAGGACCUCCAGAACGCGCUGGACUGGGCGUGCGGCCAGGGCGCAGCCGACUGCUCGCCGCUGCAGCCGGGCGGGCAUUGCUACCAGCCCAACACGCUCCUGUUGCACGCCUCCUACGCCUUCAACAUCUUCUACCAGCAGAACGGCAAUUCCGACAUCGCCUGCAACUUCGGCGGCGCUGGAACCAUCACCAAGAGGGACCCAAGUUUCGGGCUAUGCAAGUUCCUGGCAUCUGAGACUUCUGCUGCUUCAGCGCUCGUGUUGAGGAGCAUGAGGAUGAUCUGUGCUGCGUUUCUGACCAUGCUCCAGCUCAGAGUUUUCAAAGCUGUGCGCUGAGCGCCGUGUGUCGGUGGCUGGGAUGGCUUACUGUGGUGCUACCAAAGUAUGUAAUGCAAAAUCAACAAUGCUAUGGUGGUUUCUCCUUUUUUGCACUUAUGCAAGGAACUUUUUCUGUAAUUUUACAAGGACAUGCCUUCGGAGUAUAUAUCUAUAUUUUAUUAAAAGGUUAUUGAAUGCAAACUGAAUAUAGGAAGUGCCCACUGGCCACUGCCACCUUUUCUCCUCA